Oryza sativa Japonica Group (Japanese rice) is the source of this 3285-nucleotide messenger RNA. RefSeq names its product probable alpha,alpha-trehalose-phosphate synthase [UDP-forming] 7. Gene Ontology annotation, biological process: trehalose biosynthetic process. Gene Ontology annotation, cellular component: cytosol. Gene Ontology annotation, molecular function: trehalose-phosphatase activity. The record is from RefSeq and is a predicted model, not a curated record. NCBI's taxonomy places the organism in Eukaryota, Viridiplantae, Streptophyta, Magnoliopsida, Poales, Poaceae.
ACGCCACCACCCCUUCCCUUCCCUUCCCUUCCGCCGCUUUCCAACGCGCACCCGGCACCCCCACAUCUCGCGUAUUCCCGCAUGUGCGCACGCACACUUGCGUCCAUUAAUUAAUCUUCUUUACCCUGCACCUGAGGAGGAGGAAUGGCUGAUGCCCCAGGCGAUUGAAUCGAAUCGGGGGAGGAGGGGGAGGUGGGGAGCGGGGGGGAAAUCUGAGUGAUCGGUUGUUCCUCGUCCGAUCGCCGCCAUGUUCUCGCGAUCCUACACCAACCUGGUCGAUCUCGCCAACGGCAACCUCUCCGCCCUGGACUAUGGUGGCGGAGGGGGAGGGGGCGGCGGCGGCAACGGGGCCGGGGGCCGGCCGCCGCGGGCGAGGCGGAUGCAGCGGACGAUGACGACGCCCGGGACGCUGGCGGAGCUCGACGAGGAGCGGGCCGGGAGCGUCACCUCCGACGUGCCCUCGUCGCUCGCCAGCGACCGCCUCAUCGUCGUCGCCAACACCCUCCCCGUGCGCUGCGAGCGCCGCCCCGACGGGCGCGGGUGGAGCUUCUGCUGGGACGAGGACUCCCUCCUCCUCCACCUCCGCGACGGCCUCCCCGAUGACAUGGAGGUCCUCUACGUCGGCUCCCUCCGCGCCGACGUGCCGUCCGCCGAGCAGGACGACGUCGCGCAGGCGCUCCUCGACCGGUUCCGCUGCGUCCCGGCUUUCCUCCCCAAGGACGUCUUGGACAGAUUCUACCAUGGCUUCUGCAAGCAGACGCUGUGGCCGCUCUUCCACUACAUGCUCCCCUUCACCUCCGACCAUGGCGGCCGCUUCGAUCGCUCCCAGUGGGAGGCAUACGUCCUCGCCAACAAGCUCUUCUCCCAGCGCGUCAUCGAGGUCCUCAACCCCGAGGAUGACUACAUCUGGAUCCACGAUUACCACCUCCUCGCCCUCCCGUCCUUCCUUCGCCGUCGGUUCAACAGGCUCCGCAUCGGUUUCUUCCUGCACAGCCCGUUCCCUUCGUCGGAACUCUACCGUUCCCUCCCUGUUCGCGACGAGAUCCUCAAAUCACUGCUAAACUGCGAUCUGAUUGGGUUCCACACCUUUGAUUACGCGCGGCAUUUCCUGUCCUGCUGCAGCCGGAUGCUGGGGAUCGAGUACCAGUCGAAGAGGGGAUAUAUCGGUCUCGAUUACUUUGGCCGCACUGUUGGGAUAAAGAUCAUGCCUGUUGGGAUUAACAUGACGCAGCUGCAGACGCAGAUCCGGCUGCCUGAUCUUGAGUGGCGUGUCGCCGAACUCCGGAAGCAGUUUGAUGGGAAGACUGUCAUGCUCGGUGUGGAUGAUAUGGACAUAUUUAAGGGGAUUAAUCUGAAAGUUCUUGCGUUUGAGCAGAUGCUGAGGACACACCCAAAAUGGCAGCGCAAGGCAGUGUUGGUGCAGAUUGCAAACCCAAGGGGUGGUGGUGGGAAGGACCUUGAAGAGAUACAGGCUGAGAUUGAUGAGAGUUGCAGGAGGAUAAAUGCACAAUUUUCACGGCCAGGAUAUGUUCCUGUGGUGAUUAUCAAUAGAGCCCUUUCAAGUGUGGAGAGGAUGGCUUAUUAUACCGUGGCAGAGUGUGUCGUUGUAACUGCAGUGAGGGAUGGGAUGAACCUCACACCAUAUGAGUAUAUUGUCUGUAGACAGGGAUUUCCAGAUUUGGAUGGUUCUGGGGAUGAUGGGCCAAGGAGAAAGAGUAUGUUAGUUGUGUCCGAAUUCAUUGGUUGCUCACCAUCACUUAGUGGAGCAAUUCGGGUAAACCCUUGGAACAUUGAUACAACAGCAGAGGCAAUGAACGAGUCGAUUGCUUUAUCAGAGAACGAGAAGCAACUGCGGCAUGAGAAGCAUUACAGAUAUGUCAGCUCACAUGAUGUUGCCUAUUGGUCCAAGAGCUAUAUUCAUGAUUUGGAGAGAAGCUGCAGGGACCAUUUUAGGAGGAGGUGCUGGGGUAUUGGACUAGGAUUUGGAUUUAGAGUAGUUGCUCUUGACCGCAACUUCAAAAAGCUUACUGUGGAUUCUAUCGUUACUGAUUACAAGAAUUCUAAGAGCAGGGUUAUACUGCUAGACUACGAUGGAACGCUAGUACCACAAACUACAAUCAACAGGACUCCAAAUGAAAGUGUUGUUAAAAUCAUGAAUGCUCUUUGUGACGAUAAGAAGAAUGUUGUUUUUAUUGUUAGUGGACGAGGAAGGGAUAGCCUUGAGAAAUGGUUUUCCCCUUGCCAGGAUCUUGGCAUUGCUGCCGAACAUGGCUACUUUAUGAGGUGGACCAGAGAUGAGCAAUGGCAAUUGAAUAACCAGUGCUCAGAAUUUGGAUGGAUGCAGAUGGCCAAGCCAGUUAUGAACCUGUAUACAGAAGCAACCGAUGGAUCAUAUAUUGAAACCAAAGAGAGUGCUUUGGUCUGGCACCACCAAGAUGCUGACCCUGGUUUUGGAUCUUCACAAGCUAAAGAGAUGCUAGAUCAUUUGGAAAGUGUUCUUGCUAAUGAGCCUGUCUGUGUAAAGAGUGGCCAACAGAUUGUGGAAGUGAAACCGCAGGGUGUCAGCAAAGGAUUUGUUGCUGAGAAGAUCCUAUCAACGCUGACAGAGAACAAGAGACAGGCAGAUUUUGUUCUCUGCAUAGGCGAUGAUAGAUCAGACGAGGAUAUGUUUGAAGGAAUUGCUGAUAUCAUGAGAAGGAGCAUAGUUGAUCCCCAAACAUCAUUAUAUGCGUGCACAGUCGGCCAGAAGCCAAGCAAGGCUAAGUACUAUUUGGACGAUACUAAUGAUGUUUUGAACAUGCUUGAGGCGCUUGCAGAUGCAUCAGAGGAGACUGAUUCACAGGAAGAUGCAGAAGAGAUAACAUCUAUCCCGGACCCGGAAUAGGCGUGAUGAUGUUUUAAAUCUCCUGGUGAUGUCAAUGCGUCAAUUGCCACCAGCAGUCUUCCUGACUAAAAUUGAAGCUGAUUGCCAUCAGCAGGAAGUGCAACUUUAGUAAUACUCAGUUAGACAAAUCAAUGUCAAUAAUCUUAGCGCUGCUCGAUUUUCUGCCAUUUUUCUGAUUUCUCUUAUGAUAGUUUUGGAGUAAUUCUCAUAAUAUUGGUAGAUAGAAAGGAGCCUGGGGGGAAAGAAUCCAUGGCGUAGUACAUCAUUUUUCUUUUACCUUGCUUGUUAGGUACAGUAUGGAAGAUUGGAGUAUUUGCGGGAGUACAAGUCGGAAAUUUGGUGAGCAAUUUUGUAUUAGAUCCUUUUAAGUUUAAAGCGAUAAAACACUAUUGCCAUUUAAA